Lytechinus variegatus (green sea urchin) is the source of this 12910-nucleotide messenger RNA. RefSeq lists its product as uncharacterized. The record is from RefSeq and is a predicted model, not a curated record. NCBI's taxonomy places the organism in Eukaryota, Metazoa, Echinodermata, Echinoidea, Temnopleuroida, Toxopneustidae. The transcript is spliced from 16 exons. The coding region runs from base 152 to 5275 and encodes 1707 amino acids. Gene Ontology annotation, molecular function: protein binding.
CCAAAUUCAAAUUUGGCGAGUUUUUUUUAUGUAACUUUUCUGUCACAAUCUAGGACUAAAGGCCGAUUGAUUGCCGUCAACAUACGUGAGAUGCUGGCUCAAGCUUGAUCAAAGUAUGGUACCCUGUAUGCUAUAAAGAGGAACAGUAAAAAUGGCAUUUAAUUCAGUUCUUCAGAUGUACCUUGACUGGGCAAACAGCCUCUUGUGUGAACAUGGCAUUGUCAUCAACGAGCUCAAAGAAUUUCAAGAUGGCAGGAUUUUCUCACUGCUGGUUGAGAUCUUGACUGGGACUCGGCUUUUUCCAUCCUCGGAGGGCUGUGAUGAUGAUGAUGACAUCUCAUCAUUAGACAGGGUUCAGACCAUUUUGGAUUAUCUCACAGGGCUGGGGAUCAAAUCAAAAGUUUCUGCAUCAGGUGUACUGAAGGGAGAACUCAAAAGCAUCUUGGAUGUGAUAUGGGCAAUCAUUUUACACUUCACUAUACAUUCACCAGAUACUCCCAUGCAGCAGAAGACGGUGCGUAGCGGCAAAAAACAGUUGAUCCAGUGGUGUGCUUCUCAGCUCGGUGAAACCUCUCUCGAUACAAGCAAAGGACUUGCGCAAUGCUUUGAGAAGAACAACAAGCUUGCAGAACUGAUUGGGCUCUUCUGUAGCUAUUCAAACAGCAGUGCGGAGACGUAUGUGAACAACUUGACUAGUGCCUUGAUUGCUUCGGAAGAACAUUUUGGAAUUACCAAGUCUUUGCUCAGCCCAGCAGAUGUAAUAAGAGGGACAGUAGAGGAACAUGCCCUCACUAUCUAUCUUGCACUUCUCCGCAGAAAGGUAACACAGCUUGCUACUGAUAAUGAUCCUUCGGAGAAGAGUUCUGAUAUAAACACCUCAGCAGGCUUUCCGGAAGGAUUGACAGAAGAGACUGCUAAUUCCCUAUCCCAAACUUUUAGCUUCAAAUUCAUGCGAUCCCCCUCUGUAUCAUCAACAUCCACUAAGCCCCACCCCUCGUCCACCUCCCACCAUACCCCUCCCUCACAUGACGCAGUGACGGGCGAGGGCGAUAACACACAACCCGUUGUACGGAAGAAAACUGCGCCAUUACCAAGUAAGAUUCCUGUAUCAAGUGCUAGGCUGCAUCAACCCCCAUCAUCCAGGACUGAAGACAGUGCACCUAUCCCUGAGAGUUCCUCAAGAAAGCGACACCAGGAAGAAACGGAUGAGCAGAAGCAGAUGGCAUCGUCAACGGACAAGGGCUUCAAGAUGCCUUCAGGAAUACCUGUCCGCAAGACCCAGAAGCUCUCGACGAUCCAACCUGUCCAGACGAGUACGCCAAACCCAAAGCAGAAGCAGUUCCUUGAGCGGAACCAUCAGAGGGAUGGAGUCAGUGAUGCUGGUGAGAUCAGACAGAGGGGGCAUGCUGGAGGGUCCCUGAAGCAAGAGGCCAAACAGCAGCAUGGACAAAGAGGAAUGCAGGAAGUUGGUCGUGAUCAAAAUAGCACAAAACAGGCUGAGAACAGAGUAGAUCUAGACCUUUCAGAUAUUGAACAAGAUAAUGAGGUGAACAAGGGGCAGCUAGAGGAAAAGAUGGUAAAAGAUGUUGCUAUGGGCGACAGGACUUUACCAAUACAAAGCACAAGGAUUAGGGAUGAUAGGAUAUCAACUGAGAUUGAGAAAAAUCAAACCAGUGCUGAAGUAGAAAACAAGCAAAUGCCAACAUCAGCCACUGAAGACAAUUUGAGAUUGAGGGAAGAACAAGAAAGAGGAUUUAGUGAACAACAACAAAGAGAAGAUCAAGAAGAAGAGGGGAUCAAAGAACAUGAGAAAGUGGAUGUGAAAGUGAACAGCAGGAUUUGCGCCUUUGUAAGAGAAGAUGGAGAUGGUGCAAGAACUGCCGAAAGACAAAUAAGUGGAGGAAGAACCAAAGAGGAUGAGAAGAAAACAAAUAAAGCAGACUCUUCUAUUGAGAAGUCUUUCACCACUGAGGAUCUUGCUCUGUUAAGGAGAGGUGAAGAAUUAUCAAUAAUGAUACCAAAAGGUCUUGACCUCUCUGGCAGUCGCGGCGAUGAGCUACUCUCUAUGCUGGAAGCGAUCGGCACGGAGGGCAAACAGCUUAGGCAAGAGCUCAAUGAAGCAAAAGCUAGGGAGGACUUCUUAACCAAAAAGUUGAAUGAAAGGUUUUCCAGUCAGGAGGAAGAAGUCAUCAAUCGUUUGGUCGGAGAGCUAGAGAUGUUGAGGAGGGAGAACCAGAGACUCUUCCAGGAACUAGCCACGGCGAGAGAGGCUGGAGCCGAGGACAGGAAAAGAUGUGAGAAUUUACAGGCCGCUGUAGAGAGACUAGAGAUGGACGUAGAGCGACUGACUGCUGAGAACUUCCGUCUGAAGUUUGCUGCCGACACUGGCUACCAGGUGACUGGUGAUGAUCUUAUGGCUGCUAUGUCAGAUGCAGAUACAGGCUUCCAGUCCCUGCCAUCUCCAGGAAAAGAUGGCCAUCAUCGGGAGAUCCAGGACAACGUACCUUCUCCAAUUCUGGAGGCCCAGUCAGAGCAUGAGACCAGACUUCUUGCCAUGAAGACAGAGACAGAGAGCAUGCGCAAACUCCAGGAGCUCCUCACAAAAGCUCAUGCAGAGAACCGACGGCUGAAGGCCAUUCAGCAGAACGCUGAAAGCAACACCAACCAUGAGGUGGAGAUGGCUAAGGUCAAGGCCGAAUUGGGUCUCGCCCAAGUGGAAGGUGAGAGACUGAGGGAAGAGAGGGCCCAACUGAAGAAGGAGGUUGAGGAAGGGAGACAGGAGAUUCAAGAGCAGAUGCAGAAGAACAAGGAGUUAGAAGCUAUCAUGGUGAGGUACACCAGAAAAGAAAGGGAAUCUCAAAGGAAUGAUGUAAGACAUGGUGAAGAGAGGACGGAGAGUGUUAAAGAAACUCAGAAAGAUAGUAGCUCUGAAGUUUUGAUGAGAUCACAACCUAGUGGGAUUCAAUGUGAACAAAAUGUGACAGAAAAUUCGAUGGAUACCUUCAGUUAUCAGUCUGAAGCAUUGCAUUCUUUUAAUGCGAGAGGUGGACAGAGUGGUAUUGCAACAAGUGGGAAUGUUGCAAAAGGUACAAGUGAAGGAAUCCUCAGAAACAAGUAUUCUAUAUCAUCUCAUGACAAUGGACAUGUUCACAAGAGUUUGGGGAAUGAUUUUGAUGAGGACAGUGGAAAGGUUGAUGCCAAGGCAACUGUUCCAACAGAUCAGCUGGUGUCCAGAGCUUUUGUUGUGAGGAAUGACGGUAGAGAAUCUGUGCAGGAAUUGCCAAACUCUAAGGUGUCAUUGACAUUGCCUCUGACAUCCUUGGAUGCAGGAAGCGACAAAACCAUGCACAUACAUGUAGAUAGUGAGUACGACACACAGAGAGCUGGGAACUACCCACGAGAAACACCUGAUGCAGUUGUUGACUGGAAGUACCUUGCCAUGAGCCCUAGCCCAGAGAAUGAGAUGAGGACGAUUGCACAGUAUGUUGCUCGUCCACGGGAUCUUGAGACACCGUCUGAGAUUGAGAGUGAGACAGAGUCUAGGGCCAGUGAUCUCUUCAUGUCAAGCAAUGUCUCCUCGCCCAUUGGUAGAUUAUUGUCUGCUUCAGAGAGAAGGCCAAGCCUCGGGGGAAUGAUUGUUGCUCGGGCGCAGACAUCCCCUGAAGGAGACAGUCCAGUCUAUUCUGGAGAUUCCCAAGUUAAAGAUGACACUCUGAUAGAUGAAUCUUACUUGGAAACAAGCCCGGACUAUGUCACUGCUGAUGAGAAUUCUGUUGGCAGGACUUCAGCCAUCAACAAGCAGACUGUUAUGUACGAAGCAUCAGAUUCUAGCAAAGCAGUACUAAAGGAAGAUGGUCUAACACCCUACUAUACACCCAUGGUGCAGCGUAACAAGCUGAAGUUCUCAUCACUGUCCUCGAGCCUGGAGUCUCUGAGGAGUAUUUCACGUAAAGCCAGGGAAGACAUUGAUGCAGAGCAUCCUACUACUGACAUCGUGUCAAAGAAAGAGGAGCCAAAGAUGGAACAAAAUGUGCCCACACUUGAGAUGGAAAGAAAGUGGAUUCAGGAAGAACUUGGAAGGAUACGCCUUGACAACAACAUUCCUGGAGAAAAAUAUCCAGAUUUAGCAAGGAGACUCAGUGGAGAUAAACAGUUUGAAUCAAUAGCAUUAUCAUCAAGUAGAGAGAAUUUGCAAUUUUUGCCACCAAGAAAUGUGCCACGAUGGCGAAAAUUCCAGUUUAGAAGUAGAUCAUCUAGAACAUCAGAAACAACGCAGCAACCAUCAUCCCUUCAGUCUGCUCUACAUUCCAAAGGUGCAGGCUUCAGGAGAAGUCCUACUAGGACUGUGAGCUUAACGAGAUUGGAUUUGAGUGGUGGGACAGGGGAUGAGCUAUUAAGGACAUCUCCAACACUUGGGUUGGGGACACCUUCAAGUUAUAGGCAAAAGACAUCACCAGAGAGAUCCUAUGUCCAACGUGCUGUUUCUCCAAUACGAAGCAGUAGUGAUGACAUGUCUGAUGAGUACAAGCCUCUUCCAGAUGAAUUAAGAAAACCUCAUGUAUUGGCUGAGCGUACUCCAGUGAAAGCCAACAAAAGAACAGUUCCUACUCAGAAAACUAACCCAUCACCUGUACAGAGCUUACCCCCUACUCAUUCUCUGACUAACUCGGGAAAUGACAGCGAAAGAAAAAUGACAACUGCAUCACCAUCAAGUAAGGGCAUACAUGUACCACUUGCAAAUGGAAGUAUGGGUGGAUAUGAAACAUGCAGUGAUCCCUCCAUUCAACCAGUUUUGGCUGGUAAUGCAAGUCCUCCUAAAUCUAGAGAUUUACCGAUUGUGGGUACAGGCACUGACAGCAAAGUCACCUCAGGUAGUCUUUCCAGGGUUAGUGAUCCAGCCACAGUGAUAGUUUCCACCAUUCCUCAACACACAAAGGCAUCAAAACUUUCACCUCAUUCCAAGGUAGUUGAGAAUCCCAAUGGCAGAGAAGACCCGUUUUCCACCCAAACGAUAUGCGACCUUCAGAAACCUGACCUUGACAAACACGGUGGCAGCGGUGGGAUAUAUUCACCUUUGACCCCUAAUGACUUGGAUACUUUGGCUGAAAAGAUCAUCCAGGAGGCUGACUCUGGUGUGUCACUGACCAGCAAUGCCAGCAUCAAGAAUGGAUUCCCAACCAACAUGUAUGAACAUAGACUGUUGUCCAAGGAUGAGCAGACAUAUGCCAAUUCCUUGAUAGCCAAGUACAUAGAGCAUUCGCAGGACAAAGUUUGAGGAGUUGAACUGAGGAAUGACAUCUUGUGGUGUGGAUUCAGCUUCACAAAGUCCUUUAUCAGAUUUCGGUACACAUAUUUCGUUUGCAUAUUGGAAAAUUUGAUUUUGUUAUGUUUUGUUUUUUUAAGGGUCAAACAAAACAUUUUUUUAUUAAAAAGGGCUGAAUAUUGCUGUUCAAAUCUCUGUGUGUUUUGUUAUCAGUGGUGGUUAUUUUUAUCCUGAGACUUUUUUUUCACAACUGUUCUGUAUGUUUCUGGAUGUGUUAAGUAAAUUUUUUAUUUAAAAUCUGUGCUGAAAACCCUAGAAAAAAUCAUUACUGAUGAAUGAAAUUUCUGUUAUAAUGUUUAUUUUACUUGUAUCUUUUUGUAUUUCAUAUCCAGCUAAGUAUUAUUUCAAAAACUUUUAGAUCAAAUUUUCUGUGUGCUGUGCAUUUUUUUACCAUUCCUUCUUAAAUAGUUAUUUAUUUAGUAAUUACCAUUUGUGUAAAAAUUGAUAUUUAAAAUACUAAUAUAAUAUUGAUGUAUAUAUUUUUUUGAUAAAGAAUAAUGGAAUUAUGGAUUAUAUUUUCUGAGCUCUGUACAUUUUCUUGUAAAAACACUGUUAUUACAUGCGAGGUCUUUGAAUUUCAAGAUAUUUAGCACAAUUAUUGUUUUAAUUUACAUGAGUUUUAAAACGCUUGCCAUGCACGGUGCUUAAUAUCAUUUGCCUAAUAUCCUAGAUAUACAAAAAAAAAUAUACGAGAAAAUGAAAAAAAUGAUAAUUUCCUGUCUUUAGAGAUUAUUGUGACAUUUUUAGGAAGAAAACACAAGAAAUUUUACUGAUCUCGAUAUGAAAUCUGGACUCCUUAUUGGCCAAAAUUCUCAUCCAAUCCUCCUGUAAAUUUGUGCAUUUAUCAUUAUGCAUGCUAAUCAUCAGGUUAAUUAAUGAUAUAUGCAGUUUGUAGAUAAAACUUUUAAUGAAUUUCUUUUAAAAAAUAGUACAUUGGGUGAUUUCAAGUACGGUGUUCGGUGUUGGUGUUGAGAGCGUAAAAAGGCUGCUGAACCGAGCUCCAACACCGAGCUGAGUUCAGAGGAGUGAUACCGAUCGCGUUAUCGAUAUCCUAUGACGUCACGCAGCUGCACUGCUGAUCAUCUCCACUUGACGCGAGAAAUUCUUGACGACGAAAGUGAAAUUGGGAAGAAAUUGCAGUAAAAUCUUAUCGUACAAAAUGCACAGGUUAAAAUCACUGCAAUAUUCAGAAAGCAUAAAUAUUAUUUUUCAUUAAAAUGUGUAAAACUCUAAUGAUUUGAGCUCAUCUUAACUGUAAUAGAUAAUUUUACGGGGGUGUUUCAUCGUGUUCUCCUCCUGUUCGUGAACUACAGUUCAUCAACACCAACACCGAACUUGAAAUCACGAUUUCCCCAAUCCCUGGGGGUUGGUGUUGGUGAAUAGGGAAAUUGCACGUAGAUCGUCAAAACCAGCUGUAAUGCUCGGUUCAGCAGACGACAUUCAACACCAGAGCUCAACACAAACUGCCGGAAAUAUGUCAUAUUUUCCGAGGUCAAUCCCAACACCAGCGUGAUUUCAAGUACGGUGUUGUAGCUGGUGUUGUCACAACACCAGAUUUCAACACCGUACUUGAAAUCACCCAUUGAUGUGUGGUCAGUCUAAAUUGAAGGUUGAUGGGAAUCUAUUACACAUGCCCCUGGAAUUCUAUGUUUCAGAAAUAUAUGCAGGAAAUUAAUGCCUGAAAAUGCUCAUUGUGAAACUUGUGAACAGGACACUCUAAUUUCAUUCCAAGGCCAAUCACAUGAUAUAAAGUAUUUGUACGCACUGACAAAAAAAGAAAAAAAAAUUGAUGAGGCUCUUGCCAAAAAUAUUACAGUGAACAAAUAUGGAUAUGCAUAUAUUUAUUUUUUUUAUGUUUCAUUUGUUUUUAAGAUUUUUUCACUGCACCUGAAUAGGCCUGUAUUCUGUUUUUUUUUAGUUGAAUUUGUUAUGCCUUCAGUUCUUGGCAGUAUAAUUUAAAGCUAUUCAGGUUGUGAAUGUGUGUUCAGUUGUUCUUAAAUUCAUUUGUAUAAUCAGUAAGCAAUAUGUUACAGGACCCAUAGGUAUGCUUGGAGACACAAUUUCAAUGUCAUUCCCAUUGUGAGUGAAGUGAUCAUGUUGUAAAGAUGCCAACUUUUUGGCAGCAUCAAAAAUAUGUCAGGGUUCAUAGAUAUUUUUUCAUAAUAUAUUUUCCCACAAGUCAUUUUGCUACACAUAACAAUUGCAGCAAUGGUGGAUUAAGGAGGGGUGCACAAGAAAUGCCUCCCUCCAUAGGGAAUCACCCAUUAAACUUAAAUAUUUCUAAGAUAUUACUAAAUCCACAAGAAUUGUCAUAUGCACCCUACAUGUAUCUGUUUUAAAUUUUACUCUUUGCACCCCAUUAUUUAACAGUGGAUCUGUUGAUUGUGUUAAUUGAGAAAAAGUUCAAAACAUGAUUUUAGUUUUACUCCAAUAUACAAGUAUGAUUUUGCCUCUUAAAAUAUGUUUCCACUUGCUGUUCUAAUUGUUGUCACCUCAAACUAUGAUUGUAAUGAUUGCAUUUGUUACACAAAUAUGUGAGUGGAUAUGAUAAGUCUAAAAAAGUUGUUGAAAUUUCCGAUUGGCAACACAUACCUUCAAUCCUAUGGGGCCAUGAUAUCAUUGAUAUUUUGUAUUAGUGUAUUUUUAAUGAAGAGUUAAAAGAGAUAUAUGUAUGAUAGGGAAUGUGAUAAGUAGGUGAAGUUAUUUGAUGACAUCAUUAAUCUAUUUUUCAUAGUGCAACUGUAUGUCAAACAAAACUAACAGCUGCAGGUACUUUUAUGAAGGUAAAAUGUGCACAGGGACAUCGUAGAAUUGGUUUGAACAAUUACACAAUUCAUAUUCAAACACAAUCAUAAUCAAAGUGUAAUUGAUAUUGCUGGAGUGUGUAGUCCAGGCCUGUUCGUACUAAUUAAAGGUCAUGAAUGUUCAGUCAUAUUGGAUCACAUUGAUAUACUAGUAUUAUUUUGUAAUAUUUGUUCAUCAUUUACAUUUGUUAACAGAAAUCCAAUAUGCAAGUAUGUUCAUCCUUGUAAGAUCAUCUUUGUGCUAAUUCGUGAUAUUUUUUUAUGCUGCAGACUUUCUGUCUAUGUCAAACACAGUUAUUAUUUGCAGUGUGUUGAUCAAAUAUCUUUUCUUUAUUGAUGCUGUCCAGGCUCAAUGAUAUUGCAACGUUGUAAAUUUGAAUUUAUUUUGUAUUUUUAAUUCAUGCACAGCCGCUGUAUUUCACAAACAAUUUUGUAUUCACAAGCAUUCUUUCCCCUCCCCUUCUCCAUCUCACUCUCUCUCUCUGACUCUCUAUGUCCCUUGUUGUCUCUCCCUCUCUCCCUUCUAUUUAAUCUCUAUCUUUAUAAUGUAUACUUCAUGAUUUUUAAUUAUCUUAUUUCUAACAUUUUAUGUCGAGAGGUGAUCAAGCUAGCUUUGUAAUCACACGAAACAUGUACUCUGUCAAAUUCUGAGUGUGAUUGGAUUUAAUGAAUUAAUGAUGAACACAGUCUAGUCUCUUGAAUCCAGUGAUUUUUUUUUGUCAUGGAAAAUGAACCUUAUAUUGUUUUAUAUGCCUUUCUUGUCAAAUUUCUUCCCAUUUUUUAAAGGGAAGUGGGAACUAAUGUACUUAGUUGAUUAUGAGCUUUAAGUUAGAAAUCAUAGAAAUUAUGAAUGAAAACAAUCCUGAGAAACUCAAAUUCAUGAAAAGGUCAAAUUUUGAUAAUUAUGAUACCAAUAAUAAAAGAUAACAUCAAAAUUUCCCAGGUUAGCCACUUCAAUUCCACACACCUAUUCUACCAGCUGGUCCUGCUUACUAUAGUAAUGUUCUUACCCCAGCUUUAGCAUGGCUUCUCUGGUCAGGAUCCAAGUAUUCAUGGAAUUUUUCUACUGGAUACCCAUUUACUUCACCUGGGUGGAUAGUGGCAAAUUUAGAUAAAUGCCUUGCCAAAGGACACAAUGCUGCAACGGAUUACAUAUGUGUUUCUCUUGGAAGUUAUGUAAAUCUCUUCCCCUGUAUUACUGAAUGUGCUGUACUAAGUUUGGGGGCGUCGUGGUCUAGUGGUUGCAACUCUUGUCUUUCAAUCAGAAGGACGUGGGUUCGAAUCCCAGCCAUGUCGUGUUUUUCUUUAGCAAGAAAUUAACCCACAUCGCGCUGCACUCACGAAGGUGAGGUGAAUGGGUACCCAGCAGGAUUAAUUCCUUGAAUGCACCAAGCGCCUUUAGCAGCUGGAGCUACAGCCGGGGUGAUAUAUAGUGCGCCAUUGAAUAAGCAACUAGAUCGGCGCCUCAUAAAUGCUAUAUAUUAUUAUUGUUAUUAAGUUGGACAAGAAAAAGAAGAAAAGGUUGUCUGUUGAUUGUAUAACCUCAAUGUAUAAAAUAUACCAUCUUCUUUCUUGUAGGUUGUAAUCCAUAAACCCAUAACUUUUGACCUCAGAGAGUACAUGCAAUUAGCUGGUUUAAUGACGUAGUUAAUCAGUUAUCUUUCAAAAAGUUAUUUUCCACGAGUAUGUACAUUUCACAAACAGCUUUUUAGAAAUACACUGAAUGGGUACCAGUAUUUUGAAUAUGACAAGAAUUUCAGUAGCUUAUGUGUACCUGUUUCUGCAAUAGCUGUUACAUAGCAGGCGUAGACCUUUUUAGAAACAUUUUGAAGUUAGAUCACACUACUCUUUAAAGCCUGUAUUAAGCUUUGGUAAAGGACCAAUGAUAUAAAUUAUACUUGAAUAUCAUCUAAUAUUCCUAUCUUAAAAGCUAAUAGUAUCUGUUUGAUCUUUAUCGUUCAUGGGCUAAUUAUCUGUGAAAAGUUAAAUAUUCACACUAAACACAUCUAGUGUUCACUGUUUGCGAUAUUUUGUUUUCAUUUGAAAGGAGAGCAUUUAUCUUAUGAAUUUAAGGAUUCAAUAUCAUGAAGCUACAGACAAAGAUUAUAUCCUGAUUUUUUUUAGUCCAUUCCAUGCUUUGGAAUAGGUUUAAUAUGGAAUAGAAAAUCUACACCGAUGUCUUAUUUUGUUUGCGCACCCAAAUGGCACGCACUUAUUUUCGUUUAAACAUGCAUAAUAUAUCCUGUAACAACAUUUUCAUUUCAUAUCCACAUGAUAACUGCUUUAUGGCAUACUCUUACAAUUCAGUACUGAAUUGUAAGAGUAAUUGCCAUAUUUUAGGGUGUUUAGCUAAGCUGAAGAAGGCUUUUAUGUGUACAUGUACUUUGAUUUUAUUUUCAUUCCAUCCUCACGAUUAUCAAUACAAUGUAAUUCCCCUGCUCUGUGGCGGACCGUGACCCGGAGGAGACAAAGCAUUGGGGGUGGGGGCGCAGCAUUGUUCACAAACAAUACAAUGCCCCUCCAAUGCUAUGUCUCCUCCCGGUCACGGUCCGCUACUGCCCCUGCAUUUUAUCUGCUCUUAUUUAUUUGAAUUUUCAGACAUCUUUAAUAGAACUUUAUUUCUUAAAAAAGAUUAUUAUAUUACAAAAUUACUGAUAAAUUUGUUUACAUUGAGAGAGAUAAUUAAUGUUAAAAAAACACAAGCAGAAUGUGCAGUUUUGAAGGUUAUGUAAAGUUUCCCUCUCCUAUUUUAUUUUUAUAGCAAGAACCUGAUAUCAUAUCAACCUUAUCUCGUGUCAAAAGGAACCUGCAUUUCUCACAACUGUUGUAUUCAUAUCAAGACUUAUCCUUCUUUUCUAAAGAAUUUGAACUUUAUUCUCACAUUCCAAUAGCUGAUAAGACAGCGUGCAAGCUCUAUUUUUAGCAUGUUUUGUUUUUGAAACUUAGUAAAUACACACGCACUGCUUUACAAUUUUUUUUUAUCCUUUUCAAGCAAUUUUUGUCAUUUAUUUUGCCACUACUAGUUGAUAAAGUUUUGAGCAUGUUGUAUGUGGAUUUGUUGUUAAUUUCCUUUAAGUGCAUUAAGCAUCAACAUAUGAUGGAAAGUGAACUUUUUAAAUUUUAUGCAUUGUUAUUAUUAUGAAUAUUAUCAAAGGCUGUUUUUUUUUCUCUUGAUGUGAAGUUGCUGUGCUGCACACGUUUUUUUCAGCAUUAUAUAGUUAUUUGCACUGUGACUUAACCAGUUUUUUUUAAUGGAGCUAAAUUACUUUAUUUAUCUUGGAACUCAUUGAUAUUUUGUAACAACAUUUCAUGUGACACUUUAUCUAUGUUGCUCUUUAUUGAUCCGUUGUUGAUCCUAAAUGUAGAUCUUUUUCAUUUGUGCAAAUAAGGCUACCACAUUAUGGGCUCCUCAUAUUUGGCCAGAUUAAAUAUAUUAGUAUAACAGGUAAAUUGGGGUUUUCUUAUUAACUUUUAAACACAUGAAAGGGCUCCAGUUAUAAGUAAAGUCAUUCAUAACGUACUAAACAGCUUACUAAAAUUAUAAUCUGUGUUGCUAAUGUUUCAGCUGAAUUGCUCAAAUAGGAGAAUUGAUAUAUUCAUCUAUGCAUUCCUUAUUUUUAUUUUGGCUAUACUUUGGGUUUUUAUGAGCAGUUUACAAUACCAUAUUUAUUGCUUCCUUUUCUUUAGGGACAUAAUAGAAAGAGCCUUUUAGGACAUACCAGACACCCACACCUGUUACCCAUGAACAUGUAAUUCCCACAGAAAGAUCUACUGUGUACAAACAUUGAACUACGAACAUGUGGUUGACAGUUAAGAUCUAGAAUGUGUAAAGAAAGUUUAUAGAAAUUUGAAGCCACAUUUAUCAUUGCUGGAGCCAGGGGCAUUGCCCUGAUACACGUUUCAAAUUUCUUUUUUUGUUUGAUCUGUCACAAAUUCAAAUACCCCCCCUCCUUUCUCUGCCCAAAUGAGAAAAUGUCAUGUCCCUCUUUUUUCCUUAGGAACUAAUGAUUUUCCUUUUUUUUUGGGGGGGGGAGGGGGCCUUUAGAAAAUACAACUGAAUCUGCAACUAGCUAUAUUUUACAACAUAUCCCCCUUGAGUAUAAAUCACUUUACAAGAGCCAAGUAUAAAGAAUAACAACAUAAAUAAUGAUUUGGAGUGUUUCUGUGACGUUGGAUGUGGGGUUUUUGCUCCUGUGUGUUAUUGGGAUGAUUUUAUCAAAUAAAGAUUCACAUCACUAUGUUAAAAAGCAAAUACACAUGUUGCUCGGGCAUUAGAAUAAUUAUACACAAUUGUUAUCUUUGAGAAAGUCCAAACACCUUAAUAUUAUAACUGUCCUGAAGGUUCCUCAUGCGUAUAAUUCUAACUAAUGCCCUUGAUGUGUAUUAUUUGUAUAUUAACACAUCAUCUGACUCUCUUAUGUGAUGGUUCAAUUGUUACCAUCAUCUACAUCAUUAUUUGUUUUAUGUCAACUAUGAAAUGAUGCUAAUUCUCGACUCCCUGGAAUUUGAAUGUAUUACGUUAAUCAUACACCAAACCACUCACUAGAAUAUGGCUAAUUAUGAUGUAACACCCAUUUUUCUGUCCCAAGCCUCUGAUAUAAUAAGGGCUUGGUGGUUGAAAUAAACCUUCAUUUUGCUUGAAUUUGGUAAGCUCUUAUUGAUAAAUUGUGGAAAUGUAAUGAUUUUAUAAACACAAACUACUUACUGUUCUUCAUGUCUUUAUUUUCUUUAAUGUUGGUUUUCUGUUAGAUGUUGCACAUAUUGAUAAGAUAUAGAAAUGUGA